Euleptes europaea (tarantolino) is the source of this 1815-nucleotide messenger RNA. It is a transcript of the gene NMT2, whose product is annotated as N-myristoyltransferase 2. The record is from RefSeq and is a predicted model, not a curated record. The transcript is spliced from 12 exons. Lineage: Eukaryota; Metazoa; Chordata; Lepidosauria; Squamata; Sphaerodactylidae. Gene Ontology annotation, molecular function: glycylpeptide N-tetradecanoyltransferase activity. Gene Ontology annotation, biological process: N-terminal peptidyl-glycine N-myristoylation. Bases 33 to 1529 code for a protein of 498 amino acids. Gene Ontology annotation, cellular component: cytoplasm.
UCCCCCCCCCCCGCGGCCGCCUUCCCCCCGUGAUGGCGGAGGACAGCGAGUCCGCCGCCAGCCAGCAGAGCCUCGAGCUGGACGACCAGGACACCUGCGGCAUCGACGGCGACAAUGAGGAGGAGACGGAGCACUCCAAGGGAAGUCCAGGGGGAGACUUGGGAGCUAAGAAGAAGAAAAAGAAACAGAAGCGGAAAAAAGAAAAACCGAACUCCGGAGGAACCAAAUCGGACUCUGCAUCUGACUCCCAGGAGAUUAAAAUUCAGCAACCGUCAAAAAAUCCAGCCAUUCCAAUGCAGAAGCUGCAAGAUAUUCAGAGAGCCAUGGAGUUACUGUCUGCAUGCCAAGGGCCAGCAAAGAACAUUGAUGAGGCGACCAAACGUAAAUACCAGUUUUGGGAUACGCAGCCAGUACCCAAGCUUAGUGAAGUUAUAACAUCUCAUGGUGCAAUUGAACCAGAUAAGGACAACAUCCGUCUAGAGCCAUAUUCUUUACCACAGGGUUUUACAUGGGACACUUUGGAUCUGAGCAAUGCUGAAGUUCUAAAGGAGUUAUACAUGCUGCUAAAUGAGAAUUAUGUAGAAGAUGACGAUAAUAUGUUUAGAUUUGACUACUCACCAGACUUCCUCUUGUGGGCACUAAGGCCUCCAGGCUGGCUUCCACAGUGGCACUGUGGAGUCAGAGUAUCAUCCAAUAGAAAAUUGGUAGGGUUCAUAAGCGCCAUUCCUGCACAUAUUCGGAUUUAUGAGAGUGAGAAGAAAAUGGUAGAAAUUAAUUUUCUGUGUGUCCAUAAAAAACUGCGAUCUAAGCGAGUAGCACCGGUCUUGAUUCGGGAGAUAACCAGGAGAGUGAACUUGGAAGGGAUUUUUCAGGCAGUUUAUACUGCAGGAGUGGUACUCCCCAAACCCGUAGCAACUUGCAGGUACUGGCAUCGCUCACUGAAUCCCAGAAAGUUGGUAGAGGUGAAAUUUUCUCAUUUGAGUAGAAAUAUGACCUUACAGAGAACAAUGAAGCUCUACAGACUUCCCGAUGCUACAAAAACAUCAGGUCUGAGACCUAUGGAACAAAAAGAUAUUAAAGCAGUGCAAGAACUAAUUAACAACUACUUGAAGCAAUUUAAUCUUGCUCCUUUUAUGGAUGAAGAAGAAGUGGCCCACUGGUUCCUGCCUCAGGAUCAUAUUAUUGACACAUUUGUUGUGGAGAGUUCAAAUGGUGUUCUAACUGACUUUCUGAGUUUCUACACAUUACCAUCGACAGUCAUGCACCAUCCUGUUCAUAAAAGCCUCAAAGCCGCCUACUCCUUCUACAACGUUCAUACAGAGACCCCGCUUUUGGAUCUAAUGAACGAUGCACUCAUUAUAGCAAAGAUGAAAGGAUUUGAUGUGUUCAAUGCACUAGACUUGAUGGAAAACAAAGCAUUCCUGGAAAAACUGAAAUUUGGUAUUGGAGAUGGCAACUUGCAGUAUUAUUUGUAUAACUGGAGGUGUCCUGGCAUGGAUUCUGAAAAGGUUGGUCUCGUAUUACAAUGAGGAGGAAGGACAUUUGUAUUUAUAGUACUUGGAAGUACUCACCUGAGCUACUGGAAGCUAAGUGGAAUGGAAGCUUUUUGAUCAGUGCUGUUCAAGGGGAGCAAAAGCACAAUGCCUAAUAAACUCAGAAAAAUCCACUGAACCUGGGGGUGUGCACCGGGGAAAGAAGAAAGCCACGCGUGGCUAAUCCUGUGCACCUUCAGCUCUGGCUGGAAAAGCUCACGAACCUUUUAUUGUUUGUCAAUGAAAAGAAAUAAAGCACAUUUGUUUAAUUUUCAACGCUCAA